Messenger RNA from Fragaria vesca subsp. vesca, 1318 nucleotides. RefSeq lists its product as uncharacterized. Gene Ontology annotation, biological process: regulation of transcription by RNA polymerase II. NCBI's taxonomy places the organism in Eukaryota, Viridiplantae, Streptophyta, Magnoliopsida, Rosales, Rosaceae. The record is from RefSeq and is a predicted model, not a curated record. Gene Ontology annotation, molecular function: DNA-binding transcription factor activity, RNA polymerase II-specific; protein dimerization activity; RNA polymerase II cis-regulatory region sequence-specific DNA binding. The coding region runs from base 194 to 1318 and encodes 374 amino acids. The transcript is spliced from 13 exons.
CCUUCACUCUGUUUCUCUCUCUGCAGUAAAUUUCUGCUGGUUGGUUUUGCUCAUUUUCACGACCGAAAUCAUAGCUGGACCUGUCGUGCUCAAAUUUAAAUUCGAAAGAGGGUUCAUUUAUGGUUGUCGAGUGCUGGUGCAAUUGGGAUGAAAGCUUCAUUUGGAGAACUGUGUAUUUGUGACAUAGCUAAAGAUGGGAAGGGUUAAGUUAAAGAUAAAGAAAUUGGAGAGCAGUGGCAAUCGGCAGGUUACUUAUUCAAAAAGGAGGAAUGGCAUCUUGAAGAAGGCCAAGGAAUUGUCAAUCUUGUGUGAUGUGGACAUUACACUUCUUAUGUUUUCCCCGACUGGAAGGCCUACAUUGUUCCAAGGGGAGCGCAGCAAUUUUGAAGACAUUAUUGCAAAGUUUGCCCACUUAACUCCACAGGAGAGGGCGAAAAGGAAAUUGGAGAGCCUUGAGGUACUGAAGAAAACUUUUAAGAAGUUAGACCACGAUGUAAAUGUACAAGAGUUUGUGGGUUCCAGCACACAGACAGUUGAGGAUCUGACAAAUCAUGCAAGAGAAAUGCAAAGCCAACUCACGGAACUGCAUAAGAGACUGAGCUUUUGGAGUAAUCCAGAGAAGGUUGACAAUGUAGAACAGCUAAGGCAGAUGGAAGACAUGCUUAACGAAUCAAUAAGGCGAACACGUCUGCACAAGGAAAACUUUGAAAAACAUCAACUAGCUUCACUGAAUUGCACAAGCCAGUUUCAAAACGGGAUACCUUCAUCUUUAAUUGUGGGUAGUAUGCAAGAAACUCAACCUAUACCUUGGAUUUUGAAUAAUGACAAUCAACAUUUGUUAUUACCCAACGAGGCAACCUUUCUGCCUCAUAGAGAUGUGGACUGCUCUACUAAUGCCUCUGUAGCACGAUUUAAUAGUUACUUUGGCGGCGGCGCCAGCACUAGUACUAGCACUGGCAAACAAUCUGAGGUUGGUGAUCCAGGGCAACUUGAUAAUAUGGGGCAAAUUCCUAGUAUGGAAGGAGGUUGUGGCUUGAAUGAGUAUGACAUAAAUGCUUGUUUGAGUACAGAACUUGGCGAGCAGUAUGCGUAUCCAUCAUAUUGCAAUCCUAAUGUGCCAGACGAUAAAAAAUUGAAGUCUGGUUUAGAAAUGAACUUACCAACAAAUUCAGUGGAUUAUCAAGCAAGUACCAACUUCGAAUUGCCUCAAUCUUUGUAUGGUGACGAGCAUCCUUCUUGGCUUUCAUCUUCCGGGCCUAGCAGCAUUGCUGUAUACGAUGAGAAUACUUACCAGCAGCAACCAAACAUGAGAUUGUAG